Botrytis byssoidea is the source of this 1404-nucleotide messenger RNA. RefSeq lists its product as uncharacterized. The record is from RefSeq and is a predicted model, not a curated record. The transcript is spliced from 4 exons. Gene Ontology annotation, biological process: regulation of DNA-templated transcription. Lineage: Eukaryota; Fungi; Ascomycota; Leotiomycetes; Helotiales; Sclerotiniaceae. Bases 1 to 1404 code for a protein of 467 amino acids.
AUGAAAAUGAAUACCCUUCAAGUUAAACAACCAGAAUUACUGCUCGGGAGUCAGGAGGUCACUGUAUAUUCUGCGAUCCAAAGCUAUUUACAUACGCUCGAAAAUCGAUUCCAAGAUGAACCACAAAUUUAUGAACGAUUCAUAGAAACUAUUCAGAAUUUUCAUGAAGACGAGGAAGUGUUACGCGAGGAUCUUGAAGCGACAGUUGGAGAGAUAUUGCAAGGACAUGAUGAUCUGAUUCAAGAGUAUCAGCGAAUCCGAAUGCUUUUCGAUGAACGAGAAGAUUUUGAGCUGGCUAGGACACAUGUUGAGGAGGCGAAGAAAGAAGCGCUGCGGAAAAUCGCAAGUGCGGAAAGACAAGCUGCGCAUAUACGAGCGUGCGAGGCGCAGAGUAAAUCGACGUUGCUGUGUCUCCCGAGGGAAAUCAGAGAUGCGAUUUGGAAUGAUGUCGUGCAGGGGAAUAUAGUGCAUAUUUCCCGGAUUGACGUUGAAGAUGCUUCUUCGUCUUCGUCGACACCUUUCAAGUAUCAUUCGUGCGUGGCGACCACUGGACUCAAAAGCUCGGCCUGUCCGGCGAGAGAAGGAGAUCAUGCGCUGUGUGCGAGAACUGGUCGCUCGGAUUUUCCUUCCUAUCGUUUGGUGUGCAAACAGAUGAAUUUGGAACUCCCGGAAGCGAGAGCAGCUUUCUUUGCGAAUAAUGCGCUGCAUUUUGAUAACGCGGAGGAUGCGGAGGAGUUUAUUUUCGGGUUGAAGGAGAGGGAUCGAGCGGCUAUCACGCAUCUCAGAUUUCCGGUUCCGUAUUCAUUGGCGAUGGUAGAUUACAACGAGGGAAUGAAUUUCAGAGCAUGGGAAGCAAUUAUGAAUUACUUUAGUUGUCCUUGGGCUCGAGCAACGCUUCAUCUAGAUGAAGACGAUUCGGAAUUCUUGAAAAGUCCGUGGUACUUUUACUAUUCCUCCUGUUACUAUCACCAAAACAGGGACCGCAUGUACAAGAAAUGGCAAGUCGGCUUCGGUGACACGAGUUGGGAUAUUGAUAUUGCAUCUCUCCGCUACAAAGCCGAACCAAGAAUAGAUAUCGGGAUGAGCUAUCCGGAAUCCGUAAAAACCACCCUCUUCCGUCUCUGUGCCCGCAACCACGCCCCUUUCUCAACAGAAUUCGAUAAUCCCCCACCAUGGCUCCGCUCCCUCCUUCAAUUCCGCCAAUACUCCGGCUUGAAUUUUCAUUUCUGGGCCCCCAGUCCUACUUCUGAAGAGUAUGGAAUUUUGCGCGUUCCUCGGCACGAAGCGUUCGUAGAAGCCUUGCAUGAAGAAGUAUCGCGCUCGGAAAUUGGACCUUGGAAAGUCGUAGAGUUUAGACGGAAGCCGUUUGGAAAUCCGGAUAGUGCUUCGUUGAGGAACUUGUAA